This is a messenger RNA of Asterias rubens (European starfish), 3968 nucleotides long. Its product is annotated as glycerate kinase-like. NCBI's taxonomy places the organism in Eukaryota, Metazoa, Echinodermata, Asteroidea, Forcipulatida, Asteriidae. Gene Ontology annotation, cellular component: cytoplasm. Gene Ontology annotation, biological process: protein phosphorylation. The transcript is spliced from 7 exons. Gene Ontology annotation, molecular function: glycerate kinase activity. The record is from RefSeq and is a predicted model, not a curated record. Bases 414 to 2090 code for a protein of 558 amino acids.
UGAAAUCCAAGAAAAGGCGUGCUCUCUCUCUGCGCCGGUUGGUUAUAAGUUUGAGAUGUUGUGUGAUGACGUCGUCUGCAAUUAUUAAGAUGGAUCUUACUUGUGUUGUAUGCAAUGGCCGGCUGGUUUGCCAUCGAUUUAGACUUGGCAUGACGAGUUUGCACAACAUUUUUUUACUGAGCACGCUCGCUAGCUAAGGUCACCGCAAUCCCCCACCCACACAUUGAGUUCACCACAGUUAAAACCUGCUGAUCAGUUCACUGAUAAUGACUGUACCAAAAUGUGGGUCGUCCUUGACCUCCCUACCACCACACCAGCAGGGAUACGUGCGUGUGGGAACAGGCGCGCAACAACAACAUUGGUCAACGAGAAUCCACAGAUGAGGCAGUUUUACAGUGAUCUUUAGAGAUAAGAUGUCACGGUGGUUGCUUUCCUGUGGACACAAUCUGGACAGAAGGAUAUUUGGAAAAUUCAACCAAUCUGGCUGUAAUAAGCUUCGUGGUCACACCUCUUCCUUGACAACAAAUAAUCAGGACUCAGCAAUGGAUGCCCAAAUGGAAAAACUGAAGCAAGAUGCAAGGAACAUAUUUGCAGCAGGAGUUGAAGCUGUACUACCCCAUCGUAUAGUUUCCAAGACACUAAGUUACCAUGACAACUGUCUCAGGGUCAAUCAGAAGCAGUACAAGGUGGACCACAAUGUGUACAUAGUAGGAUUUGGCAAGGCUGUGAUUGGUAUGAUAGGGGCAGUGGAAGACAUCCUAGGAGACCAUAUACAACAUGGAGUUGCUAGUGUACCUCACAGUAUACAGGAUGCACUUACUAAAGCUGGACGAAGUGAUAUGUUGCCAUCCUGUGACUCCAAGGUAGUGAUAAUGGAGGGAGCUAAAAACAACUUUCCUGAUGAAGAUUCACAGAGGGCAGCAGAUAAGAUAACAAAGCUAGCAUCUAAUCUUGGCAAGGAUGACCUAUUGAUUGCCUUGAUAUCGGGUGGUGGCUCAGCUUUGCUCCCAGCGCCCAUCCCACCAUUAACCUUGCAGGAUAUCUACGAUGUAUCCAAGAUUCUAGCCAUGAAGGGGUCUACAAUUGCUCAACUCAACACAAUUAGAAAACACAUGUCUAAAUUGAAAGGAGGUGGUCUGGCACAGGUAGCCUACCCAGCCCAGGUUGUGAGUCUGAUUUUGUCUGACAUUAUUGGUAACCAACUUGACAUGAUAGCAAGUGGACCAACAAUAACAGACAACUCAACACCUCAAGACUGCUUAGAUAUUAUUUCUCAUCUUGGAGCCACCACCGCAAUCCCUAACAAUGUUCUCAAAUUCUUCCAAAGAAAGGUUAUCAUGGGGACAGCCAAUGAGAAAGAAGCAUCACCAUCUUCACAAGAUCUUGUAUUGAAUGUUGCCAUUGGUAAUAACCAAUUGGCCAGCGAAGAAGCAACUAGGUAUGCCCAGGUUUUAGGUUUUGAGACUUUAUUACUUUCUAAUGAGCUCUCUGGAGAGGCAAGAACACUAGGGGAUUCGUUUGUCAAGAUCGCUGAAUACAUACUUUGCCAGUAUAAAGUAAAACUUACAAAAAGUGACUCGGAAGGUUUCAAACAAAUCAACAAAGACUUAAUAGCUUUGUGUGGACUUGAUAUUGAAACAAAGAUUCAAACUCUUGUUCAGAAUGCCUCUAAUCUGAAUAAACCAAUAUGCUUGAUUGGAGCAGGGGAGACCACCGUAACAGUUGUUGGACAGGGUAAAGGUGGUAGGAACCAAGAAAUGUCUUUAGCUGUUGCCAUUGCGAUGAACAAGCAAUCCAACUUGCAGCAUCUUGUAGAAGAAGGCUUCCAAGUAGUGUUCCUGAGUGGAGGUACAGAUGGUCAAGAUGGUCCCACUGAUGCUGCAGGAGCUUUAGCUGACCCCCAUCAAGUAAUGCUAGCCACUCAAUCAGGCAUUCAGGCUCAACAGUAUUUGAGGAACAAUGAUUCUUACUCAUUUUAUUGUCAAGCAAACGGAGGAAAAGAUUUGUUGGUCACUGGCUUGACAGGAACAAAUGUGAUGGAUAUUCAAGUCUUACUUGUGACUCCUCCACAACCAAAUUUGCAAUAUUAAUCAUGGGUUAUUUGAAGAAAGUGAUACAUAAACCCUGAAGUGUUAGGCUGGGGUAAUGUAUGAUGUUUGGUAAACACCUGACUUGUUUCUGACUUCGAGAUGUCUGCUGUUCAAUGCAAAAUAUGAUAGUAAUCUGUAGACUUAUAAUUGGAAUUAAUUUGGUGAAAAAUAUUUUGAACAGGCUGUUCCAACUAGUUGAAUCAGUCGCACAUAGAUUUUCUGAGAGCAUUUUUAGAUUCCAAGCUAUACCCUCGAUAGCCUUAAGUCCAGGGGCAUGCAGCACCCCAAGAUGUUACGCACGACCCUAAAUGUCACACGAGAAAAUAGACCACUGGGAUCGGCAAUGGGCCUUUAGCAAUUUGAUUUUUGCUCCCGAUUUUGGUAGGAGAAAUAUAAUGCAUACUGUGAUGAGUGUUUGCCAAUAAGAACACACAAUUACCAAAGAUAAGAUAGUUCAGACACGUUCUCGCCAUCCCCACAUACAACCAUUCCUGGUUCUUCAUGUAUAUGGAUGCGCUAAAAAGUCACGUGCUAAAAAAGAAAAUGCACAUGUAAAUAUUUCAUUAUCAGGAAUAACUGACGAGAUAAACGAGAUGGUAUUUUUUACGCUUACGCUGGUCUUUGUGCUUGACAUUCAAGGGUGUCACCACCGCGUGCGCCCUAAAUAAAGGCUAGACACUCGAUGAAUCAAAUCAACUGGUUCUGGACAAAGAUAAUCACCUUAUCUAUGUAUUCAGAUCAGAUCAACUGAGAAGAUAAACAAAGAUCAACUUAUUGUCUUCUCACACAACUUACACUUCUGAAUUUCAUGCAUGAGAAGUUACAUUGUAUGAAUCACAUUAAAUUCUGCAUGUGUUGUUAUUAAAUGUCAAUGUUAACUUGCGCUUUAAAAUGGCUCAAAGCCAAUCAAUCCCAGAAUUAUAUUGAAUACACUUGGCAAUUCAUGCAUGUAUCAAUGUAUGCCAUGUAAAUCUGUAAAAUAACCAUAUACUUUCUUUCUAUUAAAUCAGGUGUCUCAUUGAUUUUGUAUUUAAAAUCACAUUAUAUUGCUUAAUUGUUAGUUUUUAAAGCUUUAAAGUUCAUUUUAAGAUAAAAUUGUGCCAAUCAAAUCAACAUAUAUUAAAUACUAAAAGCAACUCAUAAACCAAUUUACUUUGCAUAAAGAAAAAACUAUAGCUUUAUAUCUUGUGUAUAUGUACAAAUGUGUACCGGUAAUCAGUAUUAUUUCUGAUACUUUAGGUGGUGAAAUAAAUGUAAUCUCCAUCAAAGUCAAAUAUUUAUGUCGUGCCAAUCAAAUCAACAAAUAUUAAAUACUAAAAGCAACUCAUAAACCAAUUUACUUUGCUAAUAACUAUAACUUUAUAUGUUGUGUAUAUGUAUAAAUGUGUAUUUCAGUAUUAUUUCUGAUACAGAAUUUACUCAUCAUACUUGAAGUGGUGAAAUAAACGUAAUCUUCAUCAAAGUCAAAUAAUAUUUAUGUCUCAUUUUAUCAAAAGCAUGACUGUGAAGUCGAGACCUAAUCCAGUUUUGGGAAACAAUUAUAAAUGAAGUGCUUAAGCCGUGUUUGCACUUGACUAAUAUUUUGGGUAACUUAACCAUGACGCUGGGUAACAUUCCGAUGGGUUAACUUUCCCACCGUCCGCACUUGCCGAGACCGUGGGUAAACUAACCGAGCUGGUCCCCUGCGUAACAUUGAAUAGUUCGAUAAUCACAAAAAUCUUAUUCUUCCAUGACAAAACAUGUCAGCUUCUUUGUGUCUCGGAGGAUGGGAGAUUUAACCGAGUCGUUGCGUCCGCAUUAGACUUUCUGGCUCGGUUAAACUGACCAGGUCAAUCUUCCUGGGCACCUUUGGCUCGGUUAAACUACCCAUUCGGGUCG